Cladophialophora immunda is the source of this 1323-nucleotide messenger RNA. RefSeq lists its product as uncharacterized. The transcript is spliced from 3 exons. The record is from RefSeq and is a predicted model, not a curated record. NCBI's taxonomy places the organism in Eukaryota, Fungi, Ascomycota, Eurotiomycetes, Chaetothyriales, Herpotrichiellaceae. The coding region runs from base 1 to 1323 and encodes 440 amino acids.
AUGGCCACUCAAACACAAGUCACUACAUCGCGUUUAAAGGCUCUAGGAGCUGCGGCUGACAUCAAUCAAAAUGCCAAUCUCGCAAAGUUUACAGAACCGAGCGCCGAUGACGAAUAUGACAAUGCUGUUCAGCUGAUUGAAAGCAAGUUGGACAAAAUGGCAGCAGUCGACGCUCUGUUCACGGUGAAUCUGGGCUCCAAUCACCCCGGACUCCUGGUUGACGCUCGGAACUCUGGAAGGGCCACAAUGUCCCAGAUUACCGAUCGACAGCAAUGCGAUCUCGAGUCUUGCUCGGCCGAUCUCUAUGUGAGACCACAUAUGAUACAACGAUUUGUUGACGGUGUGAUGGAUGCGCGAUACGCACUCAACUGGGGUCACAUUUUCGCCAUCGGUGCUACACGAGUUGCCAUCAAGUUUGUCGACGUGCUCACCAGCUUCGAGGCUAUUCAUCCCAAGCUAGAUCCAUCCAUUAUCGACAAGUUGCCUCGACCCACCGAAGACGUUGGCCAGGUAAAGGCGGACUUGAGCAAAUGGGGGUAUGGAUUUGUCAAGAAUGCACUCUCACCUGAGGAGCUCCAAAAACUACAGAAGCGUCUCAAGGACCAAGCCCGCGGCGAGGCCGAGGCAGGUGUUGGGUUUUUCGAUGGCGGCGAAACGAUGCCUAACCAAAGACUGUGGUGUCUACACAACAAGGGUCAGGAGUUCAUAGAUCUCCUUGACCACAACAAGGUCCUUAAACAGUUUCUCCCGCCGCACUUGGGAGACGACGCAAUUCUCUUCAGCUAUACGGCAAACAUUGCCCGGCCAGGCAAUUCCCCCAUGUACCUUCACACAGAUCAGCUUACGAUACAGCCCCCUAUUCGGAACAUCAACUUCGGACUGAACUUCAUGUUCUUUCUCACCGACAUCACUGCGGAAAAUGGUGGGACGUUGGUGAUGCCAGGCUCCCAUACCGGCAAUUUUGCACCAGAUGAUCCAUACGAUGUCUCCGAUUGUGUUGCAGCCGAAGGACCCGCCGGGACGUGCAUGGUCUUUGAGAGCCGACUAUGGCACGCCACCGGACCCAAUCGAACGCCAGGAAGCGAGAGGCCAGUGAUCAUUGUAUUCUUCAUGCGCCCGUUCAUUCGACCGCAAGAGAACUUCUUCUUCUCUUUACGGCCUGGUCUCGAAGAGAACUUGAGUGACAGGGUCAAGGGGUUUCUUGGAUACAGAAGCACUGGAAGCAUUGGUGGUGUGGAAGGGAAGACGAAGGACGGAACAUUUGUGAAGAAAUUGGAAAACCCGGUCGGAAUCCUCGGGGGCGAAAGUGUACCGCUCAACUGA